UCUCUGCUCUUUCCCCAGAUCAUAGUUUUCCUCCUUGCCACACCAUGUGUCUGACACCCAAAUUUUCAGUUCCUAUACUCUCUUUUCUUCUUCUUUUUCUUGUUCUUCCUCUCAUAGUGACCGGUGAAUCUUCUUCUAUUCACGAGGUCCUUCACGACCAUGGCUUGCCAGCUGGACUCUUCCCUCAGAGUGUCAAGUCAUUCAAUUUGGACCAAACGGGUCGUUUGGAGGUGAACUUGGAUCGUCCAUGCUUGGCUCAGUAUGAAACAACAGUGUUCUUUGAUAGUGUUGUGAGGGCUAACCUUAGUUAUGGGCAGCUCAAGGUGUUGGAGGGUAUGUCAAGGGAAGAACUUUUCUUGUGGCUACCUGUGAAGGAUAUCAUAGUGACUGAUCCAUGUUCGGGACUCAUUCUUAUUGAUAUUGGUCUUGCCUACAAACAUCUCUCUGUCUCUCGUUUUGAAGACCCCCCAAUUUGUAGGUCUCAAGGUCUUUCACUUCAGAUAGGUGGAAGGAAGGGUAUUGGAUUUCAAGAUCAGAGAUGAAAGAUUGUUUGUUUGUCUGAAAGGAUGGCUUCUUAUUUUCU
Messenger RNA from Gastrolobium bilobum, 583 nucleotides. RefSeq lists its product as uncharacterized. The record is from RefSeq and is a predicted model, not a curated record. NCBI's taxonomy places the organism in Eukaryota, Viridiplantae, Streptophyta, Magnoliopsida, Fabales, Fabaceae. The transcript is spliced from 2 exons. Bases 45 to 542 code for a protein of 165 amino acids.